Ceutorhynchus assimilis (cabbage seed weevil) is the source of this 1394-nucleotide messenger RNA. The record is from the annotation of a GenBank genome assembly. Lineage: Eukaryota; Metazoa; Arthropoda; Insecta; Coleoptera; Curculionidae.
GCAUUAGCCAAUAAGAUGGCGUCUAAGGAUGGCGUUUUCAGUCAGGUGAUUUUUUGUUCAAAUUUGCUAUGUUUAAUUAUCAAUUUAUUGAAUAAAAUCUUGCAGGAUAUGUUCAUUCUCGGUUGCAUCCAUGUAUCUGCGUCAAAAAAUAUCAUAAUUUGUCAUAUUCCUGGCACGUGAAAGUGGACCGUUAACAGGUUUCUAUAAGGAAUAGACUUUUUUUUUGCAUUACCUCUAAAAAUGUCAAAUGUCACAUUUUCAUUAUUGCCAACAUUGCCAACUUGAAAAUAUAUCCCAAACUAUGGAAAUUUGUCAAACGAUUUGUUCAAAAUCAGUAACGUGAUUUAUCAAUUUAGCAUUACAAAUAAUUAUCAUUAAUUUUUAUUCUGAUAACAAAGUUCUCGGAUGUUUAUUUUUAAGUGAAUUAAACUAGCAUCAUCAUCAUGUCUACGCGCAGUUCAGAAGAACUAAUUGAGAUGGCUAAAUUGGCUGAACAAUGUGAACGUUAUGAAGAAAUGAGAGCAAUGAUGAAGCAGGUCAUUGAAAAUGGUGUGGAGCUGACUACUGAGAUAAUAACCAUGCUGUCUAUCUCCUACAGACGCAAAUCAACCGCCCUGCGUAAAUCUCGCAACAAAAUUAUUGCAAUUGAAAAGAAAACUCGAAAAUCUGAACACAAACUUAUACUGGCAAUGCAAUAUAGAGAAGAAAUUCAAGCCGAACUACAUAAAAUAUGCAAUGAAGUUAUUUUGCUGUUGGACAAAUAUCUAAUUCCGAAAAUAGUCGAUAUGGAAUCAAAAGUCAUGCUUCUCAAAAUGAAAGCCGAUUAUUCGUGUUAUUUAGCAGAAAUUGCUACUGGAGAUGAAAAAAAAAACAUAAAAUAUUAUCCAGGUCAGGUUUACAAAAAGGGGUAUGAAAUGGCAGUUUCAUCUGCAAAAAUGCCACCAACUCAUCCGCUUAGACUGGCCAUAGCCCUUAAUUGGUCAACCUACUACUAUUCCGUUCUUGGAAACCGGAAGAAAGCUCAACUGCUUGCCCAACGUGUUUUGGACGACGCCACACUGGAGCUGCACAAGGUUCCGAAGAAUGUAGUCCAGAAAACCAUUGAUGUAAUGAAGAUCAUUUGGGACAACAUUGUAAUUUGGGAUAAACAGGCGAAUCGAGGUGCAUCUUUGGAACAUAAAAAUGCUGACCUUCUUCAACAAGGUGAGCCUCAGCCAAGCGCGGAGAAGUAAAAUGCUGCCUUCUUUUAUUUGCAAUUAUUUUAAAAUAAAGGUAAAUUUAACGUAUGCAAUCUUUAUUAGGUAUGCAAGUACACCAGAUUGCAAAAAUUCAGAAAAAUUAUUUAGUUUACUUUUCACACUAUUAUAUUUUCACUAACUUUUCUGUGAUUGAAC